GUCGUCUUGAGUAAACUGGGGUCGUUAAUACCGCACCCGCGUGAAAGCCACCGUCUGACGGUUUGCGCUUGACUUUCUUGUGCUUAGACUUGAUCCUUUUGCGCAAAAAAAUCUGUUUCCGUGGAAUUAUCUUUUCCUAUCUUUCUCCUUCCAACGUUGACGACGGCCAAAGCAUCAUCAAAGCGCGUCCGCUUACGCAAGUUUCCUUGGUUUUCCACUUUUAAUUGGAGGACUUUGUUGGUUUUUAUCGCUUGUAGCCCUUUGUUGCUGUGGGUGCUCAGACGACUGAAGCAAUUUAUCAAAGUCACCACUUCCCCAGGAAAUUCAUUGACAGCCUAUAUAAACUUGCUUCUCGAACCUACCUUCUCAAACACCCCUCACUCAGCACGUAAUUUGAAGAACAAACAGUCUCACUAGACAUCAUGAUCCAAUCAUCACCCGCAGAGAUCCCUAACGAUUUGAUGCCCCUCGAUGAUUCUAUGAUCGAGGAGACGCAACAAGCUACUCAAUCCACCCAGCACGCGUCUCAACCGAAUUCUGCAAAUACCAAUAGCCAUCUGUGGGGCUACCUCCAGCCAUGCAGCAACGUGCUUCGCCGCCUCGAUCUUUGGAAAGUUCAACCCGCAGCUUCAGUAGGAAGGGCUCCCGACAAUGAUAUCAUUCUCCCUGGGGGUAAAGUCAGCAAUAAGCACUGUCGAAUCACCUGGGAUGGAAAGGAGGACAAAAACUCCGCAGUGACUGUUCUCGACACCUCCAGCAAUGGUACUUGGAUCAACGGUGUCAAGAUUGGAAAGGACAAAACUGCGGUCCUCAAGGAGGGAAAUGAGAUUGCGUUCGGUUCUCCCCAUCCCCUACCCGGGGACCUUGAAGACUAUCGAUUCAUUUACCGGCACACCGCUGCCGGCCCCCCGCAGGGCGGCCUUCAUGCUCAAUAUGAUAUCAGCCACGAGAUCGGCAAGGGGUCAUUUGCAACUGUCAUGAAGGCUGUGUCGCGUGCGACGGGCCAGUGGUAUGCCAUCAAGGUUAUCCAAGACCAUAAGGUCAAGCGCGCCACUGUCAACAAUAAUGAAACGGCGUUUGCACGAGAGAUCAGUAUUUUGGAACGGCUCCAUCAUCGGAAUAUCUGCCAGAUGAAGGAAGCCUUUUUUGAAGAUAAUAGUAUCAAUCUCGUCCUCGAAUUUGUCGAUGGAGGAGAUUUACUUGAUUACAUAUUAAGAGAGGGCGGUCUUAAGGAGCCGCUGGCUGUCCACAUAAUAGCGCAAGUUUGCGAUGCCCUCGCAUACAUCCAUAGCAAGGGGAUCGCACACCGUGACUUGAAGCCCGAGAACGUACUGCUAACUACGGAAAAUCCCCCCACCGUCAAAGUUGCCGACUUCGGUCUCGCCAAGGUUGUCGAUAGCGUCACAUUCCUCAGAACUAUGUGCGGUACACCCGCAUAUCUCGCCCCCGAAGUUGUGACCCAGCAAAACCAGGAAGGCUAUGAUCACCUUGUUGACAGUUGGAGCGUUGGGGUGAUCGUGUUCUGCAUGUUUACAUUGUCAAGCCCCUUCAUCGAAGAUGAGAAUCAACGUGAUCUCAAGGUCAGGAUCGCAGAACGCACAAUUCAAUGGAGCACUUUAGAUAGUGUAGACGUCUCUCCGCUGGCGAGGAACUUCAUUGUGAGGUUGCUCGAGCAUGACCCUCGGGAUCGUAUGUCUCUGAGCGCAGCCUGCACUCACCCAUGGCUUGCCGACGUUCCAACACUCUCCCAUCUUCAGCCUCGCGCUAUUACCGACUCCUCUGUCGCAUCUAUCCAAGACGGUGCUUCCUGUGUCUCCUCGCUCGACGAAGAUGCGGAGAUGACUGAUGGUUCAAGCGAACCCACGGUAACCGAGGGCCUCGACAAACUCCACCUGCGCCAACAAUCUGCCCGUGCGCCCCUCCAUCAAGAAAUCACAAAUAGCGUGCGAAAUGGGAAGCGCAAGUUGGACCCACAAAGCCCUCCACCGGAUGUGGACGUCGAGAAUGGGAAUCUGAAAAAGCUACGGCGGGUACCGGAAGCAAAUGGCCCCACUACGCGCACCAGAGCUGCAAAGGGACGUGGGCGUGGUGGUGCUUCGUCACCACUGGCGCGAUUGCAGGAAGCAGCGGUUGGGAUGGUCGUAGAGGAGGAGCAUCUAGAGGACGAGGAGGAGGUGGAGGAGGCUGCCAGUGCUGCAUCACAUGCUCCACCGAGAAAAUCUGCUCGCGUAUCUCCCAAGAGGGGAGGACGCCGGGGGUAAGAAGGUGAAUGUGUGUAAUAUCUUAUGCUUGGUUUAUUGGUUGCCUCUCGUCCCAUUUGUAUUGCCAGCGCUUA
Suillus subalutaceus is the source of this 2335-nucleotide messenger RNA. RefSeq names its product kinase-like domain-containing protein. Gene Ontology annotation, molecular function: ATP binding; protein kinase activity; protein binding. The coding region runs from base 423 to 2261 and encodes 612 amino acids. Gene Ontology annotation, biological process: protein phosphorylation. NCBI's taxonomy places the organism in Eukaryota, Fungi, Basidiomycota, Agaricomycetes, Boletales, Suillaceae. The transcript has 11 exons. The record is from RefSeq and is a predicted model, not a curated record.